Solanum stenotomum is the source of this 778-nucleotide messenger RNA. RefSeq names its product 50S ribosomal protein L12, chloroplastic. Gene Ontology annotation, molecular function: structural constituent of ribosome. Gene Ontology annotation, cellular component: ribosome. Gene Ontology annotation, biological process: translation. The record is from RefSeq and is a predicted model, not a curated record. Bases 59 to 631 code for a protein of 190 amino acids. The transcript has a single exon. Lineage: Eukaryota; Viridiplantae; Streptophyta; Magnoliopsida; Solanales; Solanaceae.
UCUUGCUCCCUCUUUCACUUCCUUCCCCUCUCCUCAAUUUCUCUUUUGCUCUGCUACAAUGGCUUCCACAUUAUCCACUAUUACCCUUCGUUCCCCUUCUCACAUUUCUCCCUCAACCGCCAGCUCCACACACGCUUCAAUUUCUUUCCCCACCAAAACCCUCGAACUCCCCAAUCGCACUCCCAAACUCCACCACCGCCGAGCAACUUUCGUCCGCCCUCUCGCCGCCGUCGAAGCACCGGAGAAGGUAGUACAGCUCGGAGAUGAAAUCUCCACUCUAACUCUCGCUGAUGCGCAGAAACUCGUUGAGUACCUUCAGGAUAAGCUUGGUGUUUCAGCCGCAUCCUUCGCUCCUGCUGCCGUCGUCGCCGCUCCUGGUGGCGCAGCCGCAGAUGCUCCAGCUGUGGUUGAAGAGAAGACGGAAUUUGACGUAGUCAUCGAUGAAGUGCCGAGUAAUGCUAGAAUUGCGACUAUUAAGGCUGUUAGGGCUUUAACAAGUUUGGCAUUGAAAGAGGCUAAGGAAUUGAUUGAAGGAUUGCCUAAGAAAUUUAAGGAGGGUGUUUCCAAGGAUGAGGCUGAAGAUGCUAAGAAACAGCUUGAAGAAGCUGGUGCUAAAGUUUCUAUUGCUUAAAUGAAUUUGUGGUAAAUGUUCAUUCUUAUUUGGUUUUGAUUAUCUGGGCAAAUUACUGCAAGUUUUUGUGUUUUUGUAAGAGAAUUCAGUUGUUAGAUAGUUGUACCCAAUUUUCUAAAAUCAAGAUUUUUCACCCCUUUUUGCUUA